AUGGAAUAAAGAGAAGCCCCAGUAUUUAUUGAGACUGAUGAGCUAGCAAAGCUUAUUGAAACAGAGAAGGACCUUAAAGUAUUUGAUUGCACAAUGAGUCUAACCCCCGAAGAUGGAGAUGCAAUUCUUAACUAUCACAAUUCUCACAUCCCUGGAUCUGAAUUCCUUGAUCUCAGAUACUUAAAGAAUGCUAGUGCACCUUUCCCUAACACAAUUCCACCUUUGGAUUUAUUCAAAGAUACUAUGAAAAAGCACAAUGUGAGACUUUAAUCAAGAGUUGUACUUUACGAUGCUAAGGGUCUUUAUAUGUCGACAAGAGCCUUUUGGCUAUUCAAAGUUUUUGGGCACCUCUCAGUUUCAGUUCUGAAUGGAGGUCUAGCCAAAUGGUUGAAGGAGGAGAGAACUGUAUCAAAGAAUGAAACUGGACCAGCUGACAGUUUUAACUACACUUUUAAUCCAGCACUUUUUGCUGAUUAUUAAACAAUUAUAGAUCUUGAGUCAAAAUCCGAACCAAAAGAUACAUUAGUUCUAGAUGCAAGACCAGAUGCAUCUUACGCUAAUGGACAUUUAACUGAUGGUCACUCAUUAUUCUACAAGAAUUUAUAAACUGCAGAUUGCACUGUUAAAUCUACUGAAGAAAUUAGAGAAAUUUUAGCUAGUAAGAAUCUUGACUUCACUUAAAAGAUUAUUACUUAAUGCCAAUCUGGAAAUACAGCCACAUAUCUAUUUGCUGCUUUGAAGCAUGCUGGCCACGGUGAUGUUAGAGUUUACGAUGGUUCCUACUCAGAAUAUUCUGCUAAGAAGUCUCAGUAAUGA
Molecule: messenger RNA, 816 nt
Organism: Stylonychia lemnae
Lineage: Eukaryota; Ciliophora; Spirotrichea; Sporadotrichida; Oxytrichidae
Source: the annotation of a GenBank genome assembly